Molecule: messenger RNA, 1080 nt
Organism: Dictyostelium discoideum AX4
Lineage: Eukaryota; Evosea; Eumycetozoa; Dictyosteliales; Dictyosteliaceae
Exons: 1
Coding region: 1-1080 (359 amino acids)
Source: RefSeq, a predicted model, not a curated record
AUGAAUAUAAAAAAAGAUACAAAUAUUUUAUUUUUAAAAGUUUGGAGAAAUAUUGUAAUAAGAGAAAUUAUUUUAUAUCAUUUAAGAUUGUUUAAAAGCAAUUUUAUUUUUAAAAUUAAUAAUGUAAAAGGAUUUAAUAAUAAAAAGAAUAAAUAUUAUGUACAAAAGAUUGAAAUUAAUUUCAAUGUUGAAUUAAAAGAAGAUAUAUUCUCAAAAUACUUAAAUUUAACAUCUUUAAAAUUUUCAAAUAAAUUUAAUAAAUCAAUUGAUAAUUUAACAUUAACAAAUAAUAUUAAAUAUUUAGAAUUUGGUAAUUUAUUUAAUCAAUCACUAAAACCAUUGGAUCAAUUAUUUCAACCUAAUAAUUCACUUGAAUCAAUAAAGUUUGGUAAUAAUUUUAAUCAAAAACUUAUAUUUAAUAAUAAUAUUGAAAAUCAAUCAAUUUUAUUCACCCACUUGAAAACUUUAAAAUUUGGAAUUUAUUUUAAUAAACCACUUUUUAAUAUACCAAAUUCAAUAACACAUCUUGAAUUUGGUAGAGAAUUUAAUCAAGAUUUUUCAUUUUCUAGUAACAAUGGUGAUGGAGGUGAUAGUGGUGAUGGUGGUGAACAGCCAAAUUUAAAAUGUUUAAAAUUUGUGGGUAGAUAUAAUAAGAUUUUAAAGGUUGGUCAACUUCCAUCAUCAUUGAAAAUACUUUAUUUGUCAGAUCAAUUUAAUUUGAAAUUAUUUAAAGGUAUGUUACCAGAAGGUCUUGAAGAAUUAUAUUUCCAAUCAAGUUAUAAUCAAGAAUUAAAACCAAAUGAAUCAAUACCAUCAACUGUAAAAUUAAUAAAAUUAUCAUAUUCAUUUAAUCAAGAAUUAUCAGUAGGUGUUUUCCCACCAAAUAUUGAAACUAUUAUAUUUGGUGAAUUAUUUUCAAAACCAAUUAAAAUAGGUAUUAUACCAGAGAGUGUUAAAUAUUUAAAAUUACCAAAAUUUUAUAAAACAUAUUUAACAUACUUACCUCAACCACCAGCCAUUAGUGAACUUUAUUCAAUUCCACCAAAUUCUUAUAAAAAUUUAUCAUUUUAUGAAAAUUAA